AUGUUGUCGUCUUUUUGCUUUCUUCCCCGCGCUCUUCAGGGAGCUGCGGCGGCGUCCUGCGGGCUCGCCCAGCGCCACGUUUCAUCGUCACUGCGUCUCCGCCCCUUGCUGCUGCCUCGUGCUUCCUCCGCGUUCGUGGGCGCUUCGGCGGGCGCGCGCGCACAGCGCGCUUUCAGCUCCGCGGGCGUCAAGAAAACACUCGGGCUAUCUUCGAGUCAGCCUCUUUCGAUUUUCGCUCAGCACCGCCACGUGGCUGGAGGCGCCUACUACUGGGCUAAAGCGCGGGAAAAGCAGUACAACGACGAGGAGGUUGAAAAGUGGCGCGAAUCGUUUCUGAACCUCAAGCCGUACGACGAUAAGGCACUGCGCACGUGGCGUCAGGUGUUUGACUCGCUGGAUCGCGAUAUGGAUGGAUACAUCUCCCGCGCGGAUCUUCAGAAGACCCCCGAGUUCACUCUUGCCAAGGCACACAAACUGAAGCGCUACGACACAGACGGGAACAAUUUGAUUGACUUUGGUGAAUUCAUUGAGGCUCUCUACAACGUCGACAAGCAGAUGUUCCUCGAGUCCUUUGAAGGCUUUGACCAAGUCGAUAUUCAGCUUGAAUUCGACAAAUAUGCCGUCGACGAGACGUCGCCGACGAAGAAGCACAUCCCGGAAUCGCGGGUGGCGGAGAUGAUGCUUGACCACAAGUUCACCUGCGUGACGGCCCUGGACGCCAAGCGCCUCUUCCAGGAAAUGGACGUCAAUCACGACGGCGUCAUCGACCUGGCGGACUUCAAAGAAGUAGUCAUGUACCGCGUGCACUGA
This is a messenger RNA of Besnoitia besnoiti, 810 nucleotides long. RefSeq names its product protein kinase. Bases 1 to 810 code for a protein of 269 amino acids. The transcript is spliced from 5 exons. NCBI's taxonomy places the organism in Eukaryota, Apicomplexa, Conoidasida, Eucoccidiorida, Sarcocystidae. The record is from RefSeq and is a predicted model, not a curated record. Gene Ontology annotation, molecular function: calcium ion binding.